UCGCUCGCUCGCUCGCAUCCCACUCGACACUACAGGUCAGCUCAGCGCCGAGCCGUGCACACCGCCAAAACCCACGCCGCAACCCGACGUCGACCCGCCGUCCCAUCUCCCCACCGCCCCCCUACCCCUUCCCCCCCCUCUGACACACCAUGUCCAACUCGGCCCCAACCGGCGAAGCAUACCUCGUCAUCGGCGGCUGCGGCUUCCUCGGCCGGCACAUUGUCGACGCGCUGAUCAAGCGCGGCGAGAGCAACGUGUCGGUGUUUGACAUUGUGCAGCGGCACUUUGACGACAACAUUACGUUCUUUACGGGCGACUUGGCUAACAUUGAGGACAUUGCCGGUGCCAUCAAGAAGUCCGGAGCCAAGAUUGUCAUCCACACCGCUUCCCCUCCGCACGGCCUCGCGGCGGACAUCUACGAAAAGGUCAACGUUGUCGGCACGCACAAUGUGAUCGAGGCGUGCCAGGACGCCGGCGUCCCCAAGCUCGUGUACACGUCGUCCGCGUCGGUCAUCUACAGCGGCACCGAGAACCUCAUCAACGCCGACGAGCGGAUCCCGUACGCUGGCGUGCCGCUCGACGCAUACAACGACACCAAGGCGCGCGCCGAGGCGGCCGUGCUCGCCGCGAACGGCAAGGACGGCCUGCUCACCUGCGCGCUGCGCCCAUCGGGCAUCUUUGGCCCCGGCGACCGGCAGGCGAUCAUGGGCUUCCACGCCGUGGUCAAGAACGGCCAGACAAAGUUCCAGAUCGGCGACAACACCAACCUGUUUGACUGGACGUAUGUCGCCAACGUCGCGCACGCGCAUCUGCUCGCCGCGGACAAGCUCGGCGUGACGUACCCCGUGCUCGUGCUGCAUGAGCCGCUUGCGCCCGUCGACUUGAGCCUCGGCCACCACCGCAUCCCGACGAGCGAGGCGCACCCCCUCGGCCCGAACAAGGCGCCCACCGAGCACGACCUGCUCGUCGCGCGCAGGUUCGAGAGCGACGAGGUCGACCCGAGCGACCUGCGCCCCGUGCUCCGCUCCAAGAUGGACCAGUUUGCCGACCUCGCCGACCUGCCCGACGACGCCGAGGGCCCCAAGGUCGCCGGCCAGGCGUUUUUCAUCAACAACGGCGAGCCCGUCAACUUCUGGGACUUUACCCGCGCCAUCUGGCGCCAGCUCGGCCACACGCCGCCGUACAUUAUUGUGUUGCCCAUCGCCCUCGGCCUCAUCCUUGCCAGCCUCGCCGAGUUCUUCUCCAAGCUCACCGGCAAGGAGCCGGGCUUCACCCGCUUCCGCGUCACGUUCGCCACCCAGAACCGAUACUAUGACAACGAGCGCGCGCGCCGCCUCCUCGGCUACUCGCCUGUUGUUGGCCUCGUCGACGGCCUCGACCGCUGGACGAGCUGGUACAAUGGCGAGCUGGAGAAGCAGAAGGCUGUGGGAGAGUCGGAGAAGACAAAGUGAGCCCCGCGGCGAGGCCACGAGCGAAGCGAGUGGGUGAGGCGAGUAGGCAAAGGUGCGAGCGCGUGAGCGCGUGGUGUGUUGUGUGGUACGGGUCGUGUGCAAUGGCUUAGACUGCGUGUUAAUCCGGAUCGAUGCAUGUGU
This is a messenger RNA of Vanrija pseudolonga, 1592 nucleotides long. It is a transcript of the gene ERG26, whose product is annotated as Sterol-4-alpha-carboxylate 3-dehydrogenase, decarboxylating. NCBI's taxonomy places the organism in Eukaryota, Fungi, Basidiomycota, Tremellomycetes, Trichosporonales, Trichosporonaceae. Bases 150 to 1451 code for a protein of 433 amino acids. Gene Ontology annotation, biological process: steroid biosynthetic process. Gene Ontology annotation, molecular function: 3-beta-hydroxy-Delta5-steroid dehydrogenase (NAD+) activity. The transcript is spliced from 3 exons. The record is from RefSeq and is a predicted model, not a curated record.